Bactrocera tryoni is the source of this 2987-nucleotide messenger RNA. RefSeq names its product protein RER1. The coding region runs from base 649 to 1230 and encodes 193 amino acids. Gene Ontology annotation, cellular component: Golgi membrane. The transcript has 4 exons. The record is from RefSeq and is a predicted model, not a curated record. Gene Ontology annotation, biological process: retrograde vesicle-mediated transport, Golgi to endoplasmic reticulum; protein retention in ER lumen. Lineage: Eukaryota; Metazoa; Arthropoda; Insecta; Diptera; Tephritidae.
AGUGACGUGUAUUGUGAGUUUGGAAAAAUUUUAUAGAACUGUGAAAUUCUAAAUUGAAUUUCACGUCAAUGGCUUUUUAAAGCCAAUGAUAAAAUCAAUUCAUAUUAACGCUUGUUGAAUGUAAUAAUUGUUUGAUUAAUUAAACUUUUACAACAUAAUUCCUUUUACAUAUUGUGUUGGCUGAAACACGAGUUGGGGGAAAAAGAAUUACAGGCGAACGUCACUUAAUCAAAAAAAGCGAACAAGAACUUAAAAGCAUAGGGUGCAAGGAGGUUCACGGGUUGCGCUCCGUUUGCAGUGGUGGUUGUGCGGCAGUAUAAGAAAAGUGUCAGGCGAGACUAAGGAAAAUGAGGAAAUAGAAACGUGAGCAUAAAUUACAGAUCGAAGGGCCGAAGGGGUUAAAUUUUUGUGAAUACGCGUUGUUUAAGUGCAAACGCGACGACUGGCCGACGUUGGAUAUCUGGUGCACUUUUACUUGAAUUUUUGGUUUAUCUUUAUAUUUUAGUUUAUCUACGCAUAUUUUCAAAAAAAAGUUAUAGUGUCUGGCACAAAGAAGUUGGCUUAAUCAAGUGACGGCAAUAAACGAAAUACAAUUAUAAACAACACCUGUGCCAGUUACUGGUAGCAGACGUUAAAAAAACUACAGCAAUGAUGGAUGAGGACACAAGUACUUCGUCUGGAGGCGGUGUGAAGCUAUUCUUCGUACGCCUAUCACAAAUGUACCAAUCGACGCUGGAUCGCUGGACACCACAUACUAGAAUGCGAUGGGCGGGUGCAAUUGUGAUUUUAUUGCUCUUCCUGCUACGUAUUUUCAUCUACCAAGGCUGGUAUAUAGUGUGCUAUGCGCUGGGAAUAUAUCAUUUAAAUUUGUUUAUUGCAUUUCUAACACCAAAAAUCGACCCGGAAUUCGAUCCGUACGAAAAUGAUGAAGAUGGUCCCAAUUUGCCAACACGUAGUAACGAAGAGUUCCGGCCGUUCAUACGACGUCUACCGGAAUUCAAAUUUUGGCUGUCGAUCACGAAAAGUACAAUCAUCGGUCUGAUAUGUACAUUCUUUGACUUCUUCAAUGUGCCUGUUUUCUGGCCUAUACUCGUCAUGUACUUCAUUACACUCUUCUGCAUAACAAUGAAGCGGCAAAUUAAGCAUAUGAUUAAGUACAAGUAUCUGCCAUUUACACGGAACAAGCCGCGCUAUCAACGUGUUGGUGAGUCACAGGCAACGACAAAGUGACAAUUAGCCGCACAGACACUGCAAAAAACAAACGACAACCAAUCGACAACGGGUAUUACGUCGAUACACGAGCAAAGAACAACAACAACAACUACAGCAACAGUAGCAGCAGCAACAGCAGCAAAUACAACGAUUGCCACCACGGCAACAACAGCAACAUCGUUACCAGCUGCACCAUUGGCAGCUGCGACUACGUUAGCAACAACAAACAUAGCAAAACCACCGCAAAUUAUAACUAUUGAGUAAAUUCAACUAAAGUACACAAUAACAUAAACUACAACUAUAAACAUGAACACUAACAAAAACAAACUAUCAACAAAACAAAAGGAAAACUAAACAUUUACAGAAACAUUUCAAAAAUCAUGCAAAGUCAGCUAGCAGCUAUCAGUAUUUUAUUUAAUUUCAACACUUGAAAAUACAAUUUUCGCCGCCGCCAUAAUUCUACACACACACACACACACACACAGUUUUAAUAUGAACUGGAAUUUUGCAAUUUCUUCAAAUUCUUACUAAUUUGCGCGUGCCAAGUGCAUUAUCUAACAUUUCAUUUGCUUGACAUUUUGUUGUUAGCGUUUGCUUAAGUUUAUAAAAAAAAUACUUGUUGUUCUUAGCGGCAUAAACGUUGUAAAAUCCAACUAAUUUCUCUAACCGGCUAUGAUUUCACGCCUAUUCAGUUAGUUGGCUGGGUUCUACAACGUUAAUGCUUAUUGUCGUGCAGUGUCCUGUGCAAAAAAAAAAAUAUAACUUUUAGUGGCAUUUGUCCAUCUUUGUCUUAUAACUAAGAUUAUCUUUGCUUCAAUAUUUAAAACUUAAAAAACUUUUUAUUUGUAUGCAAUGUUAAUAAUUAUUAUUACUAUUAUUAUUAUUUUUUUUAGUUUAAUUUGAGCGUGUCAGUGGCCGUGUCACAUAAAUCAAUCAUACAAAGCACAUUGUAUCUGUAACGUUUGUAUGUAAAUAGCGUGCAAUAAAGCAUACAAAAAAUUGUCAAACGGCGUGACGUUGUAGUGGCAACAGCCAUCAUUUCAUACCCACAUAUGUAUGUAUAUGAUACCGAGGUGCACUAUAAAACUACUUUGGCUUAAAGCGCUUGAAUUGAAUUUUGGUUUAAAGUAAUAUAUAUUUAUAUAUUAAUCAUUAUUAUUAAUUAUGCUUAGUAAUUUUAUGUGUACACCUGUAUUGAACUUGUUCCGAACCUAAAUAUACACAUUCUAACGAAGUGUGCAACACCUUCUAGACAAUUAAGUACAUUAAUGGAUGCUAUUAAUUUAGUUUACCCACAAAUGCUGUUUCCUAAUGGUAGCAGCUAAUUAGAAAAUCAACAAAAUUUUAAAUAAUUUUCAAAACUCGCAUUUGCACGUUAAUUUUGUCCUUCAGUUUUGUAGACAAAAAAAGCUUUUCUCAACUUCAAUUUGUAGUAAUGUUGUAAUUGCGUAAAAUAUAAUUUGUUUGUUAACAAUACAACACUAAUUAGCAGUUAUAUGCGUUAGAUAACAUUUGUAUAUAGCGCCUUUUCCACACAGCAAAUCUUCAUUUCCAUUUUGAAAUAUUUUUGAAAAGUUCACAAAUAUGUAGGUUAUGCGUCAAUGUUGACGAAUUGCUGAUUGUAAAACACAUAAGGAAUGAAAUACAUACCUACAUACAUCUAUACUAAGCGCAUGUGUGAGUUGCCAAGUUGAAACUGGGUACAGUGUACGAUUGUAAUAAAUAACAAUACCAAAUCAUUUGAAUAAAAUACAAAUACAAAUAAAAUAACUUAA